This is a messenger RNA of Plasmodium adleri (nom. inval.), 1419 nucleotides long. Its product is annotated as acyl-CoA synthetase, putative. Gene Ontology annotation, molecular function: long-chain fatty acid-CoA ligase activity. The transcript is spliced from 2 exons. Gene Ontology annotation, cellular component: membrane; endoplasmic reticulum. Lineage: Eukaryota; Apicomplexa; Aconoidasida; Haemosporida; Plasmodiidae. Bases 1 to 1419 code for a protein of 472 amino acids. The record is from RefSeq and is a predicted model, not a curated record.
AUGACAAGAAUUGAAAAUACAAAUAUUAAAAUUAUAAAUGAGGAUCAUAAUUUCGUUACUUCUAUUGUAUAUACAUCUGUUACAUCUGGAAAGCCAAAGGGUGAUAUGUUAAGCAAUAAAAAUUUGUAUAACCAAUUAUAUUCAAUAUAUAAUCAUAGCAUAAAGGAAACAUAUAGUCUUCAAUAUCAUUUAUCUUAUUUACCAAUGUCACAUGUAUUUGAACGAACGUUUGCUUAUGGAAUUCAACUAUGUGGUGGAACAUUAAAUAUAUGGAGUAAGGAUGUAAAUUAUUUUUCCAAAGAUAUAUUUAAUACAAAGUAUCUUAUACUAGGAGGAGUACCUAAGGUGUUUAGUAGAAUUUAUACGAAUAUUAUGACCGAAAUUAAUAAUUUAUCGCCUUUUAAAAGAUAUAUUAUAAAAAGCGUUAUAUCUUUACGUAAAUCUAAUAAAAAUAAAUGGUUAGAUAAAUUUCUUGAAAAUGUUUUUCAUAUAUCCAGUAAAAUAAAAGAAAAGAUUAACCCAAAUUUAGAAAUUAUAUUGAAUGGAGGUGGAAAAUUAUCAGCAGAAGUUACCCUAGAAUUAUGUACUUUAUUAAAUAUCAAUUACUGUCAAGGUUAUGGAUUAACAGAAUCUUCAGGUGCUAUUUUUGGUAAUCAUGCAGAAGAUUCAAAUUUUGAAAGCAUAGGGGGAUCUGUUGCUCCAAAUACAAAAUAUAAAGUAAGGACAUGGGAUAAAUACAAAGCAACAGAUCCUUUACCUAAAGGAGAAUUAUUAGUUAAGAGUGAUUCUAUAUUUAAAGGAUAUUUUUUAGAAGAGGAAGAUACAAAAAGGGCUUUUACUCAUGAUGGCUAUUUAAUAACAGGUGAUGUGGUAAAAAUUAAUAAAAAUGGUUCUUUAAUAUUUUUAGAUAGAUCAAAGGGUUUGGUUAAAUUAUCACAAGGAGAAUAUAUAGAAACAGAUUUAUUGAAUAAUCUAUAUUCACAUAUUUGUUUUAUAAAUAAUUGCGUUGUAUAUGGUGAUGAUUCAAUGGAUGGUCCACUAGCAAUUAUAUCGAUAGAUAAAUGUUUAUUUUUUACAUCAUUAAAAGAUGAUAAUAUGUUCGAAAGAAUUGGAGUUAAUGAAAAAAAUUAUUUACACAAAUUAACUGAUGAUAAUAUAAAUAAUAAUAUUUUUGUUGAUUAUGUUAAAGAAAAAAUGAUGGAUGUUUAUAAAGAAACACAUUUAAAUAAAUACAAUGUUAUUAAUAACAUAUAUUUAACUACAAAAACAUGGGACACGAAUAAUUACCUUACUCCAACAUAUAAAGAAGUACUGUUGGUAGUAGCAUUAAUGGAAAAAAGGAAGAAGAAAAAAAAAAAUGAAAAUAAACAAGAAGAUAAACAUUCAAAUAAAUUAAAAAAUGUAACUAUUACAGAAUGA